AUGCCAGACCGUCAGCCUCCACCAGGCACCACCACUGGCACCACCUCUCAACUGCCUGCCGCCGACGUCGACAGCUAUGACUUCGUUAUUGUCGGAGGUGGUACCGCCGGGUGCGUCAUUGCCUCUCGUCUGUCAGAGUACUUACCCACCAAGCGAGUGCUACUGAUCGAGGCCGGCCCUUCGGACUACAUGGACGACCGCGUCUUGCUCCUGAAGGACUGGCUGAACCUGCUGGGCGGCGAGCUGGACUACGACUACCCCACCGUCGAACAGCCGCACGGGAACUCCCACAUCCGCCACUCGCGUGCCAAGGUCCUGGGCGGAUGCUCCUCGCACAACACCCUGAUCAGCUUUAGGCCAUUCGAAUACGACUGCAGACGCUGGGAGGCCCAGGGCUGCAAGGGCUGGGACUUCAAGACCUUCACCAGGCUCCUCGACAACCUGCGCAACACCGUGCAGCCGGUCCACGAGAGACACAGGAACCAGCUCUGCCGUGACUGGGUCGAGACUGGCGCCAAGGCCCUCGGCAUCCCGGUUGUGCACGACUACAACAAGGAAAUCCGAUCUACCGGAGCUUUGCAUCCAGGUAUUGGCUUCUUGUCUGUAUCUUAUAACCCUGAUGAUGGUCGCAGAAGCAGCGCAAGUGUAGCUUACAUUCACCCCAUUCUUCGAGGUGAGGAGCGCCGACCCAACUUGACUAUCCUGACCAACGCGUGGGUGAGUAAGGUCAAUGUCUCCGGCACCAAAGUCACCGGCGUGAACGUGACGCUGCAACAUGGUACCAAGCACACCCUCCAUGCCAAAGCGGAAACCAUCCUCUGUGCAGGUGCUGUAGACACCCCCCGCCUGUUGAUGCUCUCUGGUCUCGGCCCAAAGCAACACCUCUCCAGCCUCGGAAUUGACGUCGUCAAAGACCUGCCCGGUGUAGGCGAGAACCUGAUUGACCACCCAGAGAGCAUCAUCCUCUGGGAGCUGAACAAGCCCGUCCCCGCCAACCAGACCGUCAUGGACUCCGACGCCGCUCUCUUCCUCCGCAGAGAGAAGCCCAACGCAGCCGGCGGCGACGGAGACAUCAUCGACAUCAUGGCCCACUGCUACCAAGUCCCCUUCGUCUACAACACCGAACGUCUCGGCUACGAUGUCCCCAAGAACGCCUUCUGCGUCACCCCCAACAUCCCCCGCCCUCGCUCGCGAGGCAAAUUGUACCUCGUCAGCAAAGACCCCUCGGUGAAGCCCGCCCUUGACUUCCGCUACUUCACUGACCCCGAAGGCUACGACGCCGCCACCAUCGUCGAGGGCCUCAAAGCAGCCCGCCAAAUCGCCGAACAAGAACCCUUCAAAUCCUGGAUCAAGCGCGAAAUCGCCCCGGGCCCCGAAAUCACUUCCGACGAGGACCUCAGCGAGUAUGGUCGUCGUGUUGCACAUACCGUCUACCACCCUGCCGGUACCACCAAGAUGGGCGACGUCAAGACCAACCACAUGGCUGUCGUGGACCCCGAAUUGAAGGUUCGCGGUCUGCAGAAUAUUCGAAUCGCGGAUGCGGGCGUCUUCCCGGACAUGCCCUCUGUUAACCCUAUGCUUACGGUGCUUGCCGUUGGCGAGCGAGCGGCCGAGAUGGUGGCGCAGAAAUGGGGAUGGACCGGAAUGGAGAGGGCUCGUCUGUAA
Messenger RNA from Lecanosticta acicola, 1665 nucleotides. The record is from the annotation of a GenBank genome assembly. NCBI's taxonomy places the organism in Eukaryota, Fungi, Ascomycota, Dothideomycetes, Mycosphaerellales, Mycosphaerellaceae.